UACUAUAAUGGCAGAAUAGGUGAUGAAGAUGACGAGCUGAAGGUGUAUAAAUCAUCCACCCACUGAUCUCCUCUGUGUCUCCUACCCACUCUUCAUCCUUCCCGUGGUUCUAGUUGCAGAGCCAUGGGAUCCAUCAAGGAGGAGCUGCAGCUGACACCCGAGGAGGACGAGGAGGCCUGCAAGUACGCCGUCGAGCUGGCCGGCGGCCCCAUCCUGCCGAUGACGGUCGGGGCCGCCGCCCAGCUCGGCCUCUUCGAGAUCCUCAUCAAGGCCGGGCCGACCCCGAAGCUGAGCGCCGACGACAUCGCCGCCCAGAUGCCCAACCAGAACCCCCAGGCGGCCGUCAUGGUGGACCGGAUCCUCCGCCUGCUCGCCGCCUACAACGUCGUGAGAUGCAUCGUCGAGACCGGUGCCGACGGCAGGCCGUUGGGGAAGUACGGACCGGCGCCGGUGUGCAAGUACCUGGCCAAGAACGAGGACGGUGUGUCCAUGGCCGCUCUGGCCCUGAUGAACCAGGACAAGGUCCUCAUGGAGAGCUGGUACCACUUGAAGGACGCGGUGUUGGACGGCGGCAUCCCCUUCAACAAGGCGUACGGGAUGACGGCGUUCGAAUACUACGGCACGGACGCCCGGUUCAACAAGGUGUUCAACGAGGGCAUGAGGAACCACUCCACCAUCAUGACCAAGAAGCUGCUCGACAUCUACCGCGGCUUCGAGGGCGUCAAGGUGCUCGUGGACGUCGGCGGCGGCGUCGGCGGCACCAUCUCCAUCAUCGCCGGCAAGCACCCUCACAUCAAGGCCAUCAACUUCGACCUCCCCCAUGUCAUCUCCGAGGCGCCACCCAUCGCAGGAGUCGAGCAUAGAGGCGGCGACAUGUUCGAUAGCGUCCCGAGCGGAGACGCCAUCCUGAUGAAGUGGAUCCUCCACGACUGGAGCGACGAGCUGUGCGUGAAGAUACUGAGGAACUGUUGGAAGGCAUUGCCGGAGAAAGGAAGGGUUAUACUGGUGGAGUGCGUCCUCCCGGUGGUUCCGGAGCCAAUGGGGCGAGGCCGGGGAGUCUUCUAUUUGGACGUCGUGAUGAUGGUUCACAACCCGGGAGGGAAGGAGAGGACAGAGAGAGAGUACGAGGGCUUGGCAAGAGAAGCAGGCUUCUCAGGAUUCAAAGCCACUUACAUCUUCGCUAAUACAUGGAUCAUUGAGAUCACAAAAUAGAGUGGGGAUAUGUUAUGCACUUAGGUUCUACCUAGCAUUAUCCUUAAAGAGAACAUUGGCCUAUGAUUCUCUUCUAUCUAUCACAAUGUUACUUUCUCCAAAUAAUAAGAUGGAAGUAUAAGUGAUUUCACCCACACAAAGGGGAGA
Musa acuminata AAA Group (dessert banana) is the source of this 1359-nucleotide messenger RNA. RefSeq names its product tricetin 3',4',5'-O-trimethyltransferase-like. The transcript is spliced from 3 exons. Gene Ontology annotation, biological process: methylation. The record is from RefSeq and is a predicted model, not a curated record. Gene Ontology annotation, molecular function: protein dimerization activity; O-methyltransferase activity; S-adenosylmethionine-dependent methyltransferase activity. NCBI's taxonomy places the organism in Eukaryota, Viridiplantae, Streptophyta, Magnoliopsida, Zingiberales, Musaceae. The coding region runs from base 124 to 1212 and encodes 362 amino acids.